Lotus japonicus is the source of this 516-nucleotide messenger RNA. Its product is annotated as RING-H2 finger protein ATL47-like. The coding region runs from base 1 to 516 and encodes 171 amino acids. Gene Ontology annotation, molecular function: ubiquitin protein ligase activity. The transcript has 2 exons. Lineage: Eukaryota; Viridiplantae; Streptophyta; Magnoliopsida; Fabales; Fabaceae. The record is from RefSeq and is a predicted model, not a curated record.
AUGUUCUUAGAUCAAACUGGACAGGUUAACCCUAGUUCAACUAAUCAUAGACAAAUUAGGCCUAAUCCGCCAAUUGAAGCAUUGCAAAGUUUGGGCUCUUCUUCUGAUGGCAGUGGUGAAAGGUAUCCAGAAAGGGUUUCUAGGCCCACUGUUCAAGUGCAUCCAAAUGUCAUUCCUAAUGAUGGUCUCAAUGUUAUUGUUUCUCCUCAUGAAUCCUCUGUUGCAACGGAGAUUCAAGAUGGUACCAAUGUUGAACAAAAUGGACAACUUCAACUAGCUGAAGGAAAUGCUCAACAACUACCCUCUAUUAUGUCACUGUCUCUUUUCAAUCCUGAAAUGAGAGACAUAUUGGGGACUAGGGAGGAAUAUGUUGACUCAGAAGAACUUGGAGUGUUGGACUGUAUGCAUAGAUAUCAUAUUGAUUGCAUCAAAACAUGGCUUGUGCUUAAUAAUUCAUGCCCGAUAUGCAAAAGAAAUGGCAUUACUUUGAAUGAUGAAGAAAACAAGGAUGACUAA